UAAAGACAAUUCUUGCCUUUUUUUUCCUUCGACUAAUUAUCUUUCAUUAUUAGUACUGGUUUUUGCUUUAUUAGUUUGCCUUGUAUUUGGGUUCAGUGCCUGUUGAUGAGUUAAUAAUGUCUUUGGCUGUCGAGGCUGAAGGAGAGCAAAGUGAAGUUUUGGAGGGUAAGGAUGAGGCAACUCCGGAGAGGCAUGGUAAGCAUGUGUCUGAAACUGAUGACGAAGAUGACGUGGAUACCAAAAUUGAAGUUGGACCUCAGUACACUCUCAAAGAACUGAGUGAAAAGGAUAAGGAUGAUGAGAGCCUGAGGAAGUGGAAGGAGCAACUUCUUGGAAGUGUGGAUUUUGACAAUAUUGGAGAAACUCUUGAACCUGAAGUGAAGAUCCUUAGUCUCACAAUUCUGUCACCCGAAAGAUCUGACAUUGUUCUUAAUAUUCCGGAAGGUGGAAAACCCAAGGGAUCAUGGUUUAUAUUGAAAGAAGGUAGUCAUUACAGCUUUAAAAUAACAUUUGAAGUCUAUAAUAACAUUGUCUGCGGCCUUAAGUAUAUCAACACCGUUUGGAAAACUGGUCUCAAAGUUGACAGUGCUAAAGAGAUGCUUGGAACCUUUAGUCCUCAGCCAGAACCUUACACUCAUGUGAUGCCAGAAGAGGUAACCCCUUCUGGCAUGUUCGCAAGAGGAGCAUAUACUGCAAAAACAAAGUUUGUUGAUGAUGAUAACAAGUGCUACUUGGAGAUUAAUUAUACCUUUGAAAUCCGGAAGGACUGGGCUGAUUCUUGAACAAAGAACUUGGCGAUAGACAGAGUGGAUGCGUCUCAUCCUCAGUUCAGUUGAUGUUCUUAUGGCAUUAUUAGUCGCAGACUUUUCUUGCAUCCGAUCGUUCUAAGUUAUUUCUUUGUCAGUUAACAUUUCAUUUCCUGUCUUGCCUGUGGCACAUUCCCUGACAAUCUUCGUUGGGCUGUCUACUGAGUACUUGUUUUAAUUUUCAUAUCUUCAUUCGUUUAGUAGAUUGUAAAGAAUUGGUAAUAAUAGGAGUGGUAAGAUUUUAGAAAGCA
Mangifera indica (mango) is the source of this 1057-nucleotide messenger RNA. Its product is annotated as rho GDP-dissociation inhibitor 1-like. Gene Ontology annotation, cellular component: cytosol; cytoplasm; membrane. Bases 117 to 782 code for a protein of 221 amino acids. Gene Ontology annotation, molecular function: protein binding; Rho GDP-dissociation inhibitor activity. The record is from RefSeq and is a predicted model, not a curated record. The transcript is spliced from 5 exons. NCBI's taxonomy places the organism in Eukaryota, Viridiplantae, Streptophyta, Magnoliopsida, Sapindales, Anacardiaceae. Gene Ontology annotation, biological process: Rho protein signal transduction.